This is a messenger RNA of Symbiodinium pilosum, 3987 nucleotides long. NCBI's taxonomy places the organism in Eukaryota, Dinophyceae, Suessiales, Symbiodiniaceae. The record is from the annotation of a GenBank genome assembly.
AUGGUGCCAUUGCAAUGGAUCACUAUCUGUUGCCACCUACUUUUGACAGCUGCCAGCGCAGCUGGGCCUGCAGAGCCGUCGGCCUGCCAGGCUGAAGCCUCCCGCAGCUCAUCUCUCCUACAAAAGCACCUGGCUGGAUCGCAGGUGGAUGGAUCCGAGCAUGGGUCUCCGGGGUCUCCCAGCCCAACGGUUCCCAGCUCCCCCGUGGCCGACACAAAGCUUGCUCUCAUGACCCGUGCAAGAAGCCGUAAGCUUAAUCGUUCCGAUUCAGCGAGUUUGGAUACCAGCGUCUCGUCCAAGUUCAUUGAUGACAUUGCAGACGGCUUUGAAUCCAUCGGAGAUGGCUUUGAAGAUUUGGGCGACACCUUCGAGGACAUCGGAGAAGGCAUCGCAGAUGUUGGUUUGACGGUGGGUAGUGCGGUAGGCAAUGCGGCGACCGUGGUGGGAAACUCCGUGGUUGAGGCCGCAGAGAGUACCGUAGAUGCUCUGCCCAAUGAAAUCAAGGAUGCUGCUUCCACCUUUGGAAAUGCUGUUGUCGCAACCGGCAGCUUCGUAGCUGAUGUUGGCGAGAUCGUGGCGGAUUCGGCUGUGGAUCUUGCAGGUGAUGCUCUUGAAGUAGCAGAGUUUGCAGUGCAGCAAGGGGCAAAGGUGGGGAGUGCCCUCGGAAAUCGGAUUGUGGAUGCAGCGAAUGCUAUUGGUGACGGUGUGGAGAAGGUUGGUGCUUUAGCCGUCGGCUUGGCGAAAGAAGCAUGGGAACAAAUCAAGGCUUUCAUCAACUGCCUUUUGGAGGGAUUUUCCUUAUGCAAGCUGAUGCUUGACGACGUCUGCGAUUGCGAUGCCGGAAGUUCAAUUUCAAUGUCCACCUCAGGGCUUUCCAUGCGUUGCGUGUUCAAGGACAGGGGCACGGGGUUCAGCAGUGGCUAUGGCUUCUCUGCUGCCGGUGCUUUUGAAAUGGGCGACAAGAGCAGCAAUGGCAGGAUCAAGUUGCCAGGCCAAGCUUUCAUUCAGAGCUUCAAGCCCCAAGGCGACGAGUUGAAAGCACGACAGGUCGGCUUGAAGCACAUGAAGUCCAAGGCGCCUUCAGGCUCGUGCGAGAGGAAUUUGGACUUGGCAUUGGAGGGAGUUGUGCAGUUUGCGCCCAUCUUGGAGAUCUCCGUGAAGACCAAUGGCGAUACAGAAGUGGCCAUUGAAGGCUUAGCCAGAGCUUCAUUGGAUGGAUUAAUCAGCGCGGAAGGAAGCUGCGCCUUCAUCGCUGAGAAGCGAUUUCCGAAGGUCCCAAAAACCAAGGUGGUGUGUGGCCCAUUCUUCUGCAUCGCGAUCAUGCUACAAAUGGUGGCAGAGGUCGAGCUAAAGGGCGUGUUGACUGGGAGUGUUGAAGUUAGCGCGAGCACGGAUUUCCGAAUCCACGGCAAGGUUUUGAUAAAUCCUGCUGGCAAAGCAGACGUGGACUUCGAUCUUCCCAGCAUCGAGCAGAAACAUGGUUUUGGCUUUGCCGCCAGCGCAUCGGGGUCCACACGCAUCGGCAUGGGCCCAAACCUGGUGAUCUUCCCCAUGCCAGGUGUACCUGUGAGCAUCAAUCCCAUGAUGAAUGCCGAGCUCAGGGCGCAGGGCACCCUCAACAUGCCAAGCAGUUCCCUCUUACAGGAGGCUGCGCAGCAUGAACUUGCUGCACUGUCGCAGGUCAACAGCAGCAGAGCAAAUCAAAUCCCUCUUUGCGGUGCUGCUGCCUUGAACAUUUAUACGGAUAUCGAGAUACAGGGUUUUGGGAUUCCUGUGGCGUUCACCGCUUCGUUGAGCUUUCGCUGGCUUCAGGAGGAAUACUACCACCAGUUAAUUCAAGGAGCAGAGGUCUUUGUGCGGUUCAUAGCUGGUGAUGCCAUGUGCAUCCCUGGGGCAGAAUCAGCACUGGACUUAAUCAUGUCCGCGGCCAGAGCGGCAGCAAGUGCGUUGACCAGCUUGAUCCCAGAUCUUAGCAUCGACUUCUCCACACCUUCAAUGACACUGCUGGAGCCAACGAAGCUUUUCUGCUUGGAGGCUGUGAAGAGUCCAGGCUUCGAGAACGCUCACUGCUCUCAAGAUCUCGGUUGCAAGAGCACUGGUAGGCCCACCAGCCCAAUGGUAACACCUGUGCCUCCUGGACAAGUGAUGCGAACUACCAAACCAUCCGCCUAUUCACCCACAUGUCAUUCCAUUCCCAUGGGUGAUCGGUUCAUCCAGCUGGGCGAUUGGCGUUGGGCGGCGAUAGAUGACACUCACCUCUCCGUCUCACACAAGGAUGGCCAGACAGCCCAGAUCUACAGGAGUGAUGGUACACUUCAUCCAGGCCCUCGGACAAGCUACAAUGCCUGGGGCAGAAGUAUCGGUCCUGCCAAAGGAAUCGAUUUCGGGUUCCAAUUCAUCCAGAUUGGCAAGUUUCGACUUGGAGCAGUGAAUGACGAGUACUUCACUGUUUCGCAUCGAGAUGGGAUGACAGUCAUGAUCUUUAAAUCGGAUGGAACGGCUUACUCAGGCUGGACUGACCACUCAACCUAUGACCGCCCUCUUGGGGCCGCUUCUGGCAUCACUUUCGGAGACAAGUUCAUCCAGAUUGGACAGUUUCGGAUUGGCGAGGGUGAUGGCCAGCACUCACUGGUCACACACAGCGGCGGCCAAACCAUACAGGUCUUCCGGGGCGACGGUACAAAUCACUGGGGGCCUCGUACCGACUGGUCCCGCAGAAUCAAUGACCGUUUGCCAGUGCCAUGGACUUGCCAAAGCUUGGAAGAGAUGGCGCAUGGCACUUGCGAUCGCAAGUUUGGCACCUUUGGUGAUCGGUUCAUCCAGCUAGGAGAUUGGCGUUUGGCGGCCAUAGAUGACACCCACUUUUCCAUCUCUCACAAGGAUGGCCAGACUGCCCAGAUCUACAGGAGCGAUGGUACACUUCAUCCGGGGCCACGGACAAGCUACAAUGCCUGGCACAGACCCAUUGGGUUUGCCUAUGGCAUUGCCUUCGGGUCCAGUUUCAUCCAAAUUGGCUUGUUCCGAUUGGGCAUGGUGGAUGAUAAUCAUUUGUCUAUUUCGCACAAAUGGGGAUCCGUAUCGCAGGUGUUCAGAGGUGAUGGGACUCUUCAUCCAGGGCCCCGCUCGGACUAUGACCUUUGGAAGGUGCGCAGCACUGGCCCAGCUGCGGGAAUCACUUUUGGAGAUAGGUUCCUGCAGAUUGGACGGUUUCGGCUUGGCGACGCUGAUGGCUGGCAUAUGACUCUCACACACGAGGGUGGACAAACGAUUCAGAUCUUCCGCGGCGAUGGUACGCUUCAUCCUGGGCCUCGUACCGACUGGACUCAUCCAGUCGGGAAUCGUUAUCCGAAGUGGCAUUGUGGGAACAUCCAGCUGGAGUUUGGGACUUGCACUGGCAUCACGGUUGGUGGGCGUUUCCUCCAGCUUGGGGAUUGGAGAUUGGCUGCAGUGGACAACACGCACUUCAGUUUCUCACAUCGAGAUGGUCAGACCGCACAGAUUGCUCGCUCGGAUGGCUAUGCUUUUGAUGGGCCACGAACGGAUUACAACGUUUGGGGCUGGGAGGCCGGCUUGAACACUAAUGGUGGACAUCCAAAUGAGCAGGUGGCUCUUGGAGAUCACUUUAUCCAGUUUGGACAGUGGCGUCUCGGCCAAGUGAACGAUCAGCACCUUUCGCUUUCCCAUUCAGCAGGUCAAACCAUUCAGAUUUGGCAUGGCGCUGGGACCCUUCAUCCCGGACCCAGGACCGACUUCAACCUUUGGUGGAAGCCCCUAGGGGAGCCUGUUGGGGUCACCUUUGGAGACCGCUUCGUGCAGAUCGGCCAGUUUCGUAUUGGAGAUGUGGACUCCAAGCACUUCUCCGUGUCUCAUGUCUCCGGCAAGACUGCACAACUCUUUUUAAGUGAUGGCAGUCUGCGUUCGGGGCCACGCACAGAUUUCACGACGUUUGGGCGUCCAUUGCAAGAGUGCCUUGUGAUACCGCCUUGA